AUGAUGGGAGAAGGUGAUGGCGUGCUUGAGCACAUCAACAGACUCAAGACUCUGGCGGAGCAGCUCGACGCAGUUGAUGCUCCUGUCAGAGAGGAAGACUUGAUCAUCACGUUUCUAGCCAGUGUAACGGGGUGA
This is a messenger RNA of Peronospora matthiolae, 135 nucleotides long. The record is from the annotation of a GenBank genome assembly. Lineage: Eukaryota; Oomycota; Peronosporomycetes; Peronosporales; Peronosporaceae.